This is a messenger RNA of Hippopotamus amphibius kiboko, 1851 nucleotides long. It is a transcript of the gene CLBA1, whose product is annotated as clathrin binding box of aftiphilin containing 1. Gene Ontology annotation, biological process: intracellular transport. The record is from RefSeq and is a predicted model, not a curated record. Bases 5 to 1024 code for a protein of 339 amino acids. Gene Ontology annotation, cellular component: AP-1 adaptor complex; trans-Golgi network membrane. NCBI's taxonomy places the organism in Eukaryota, Metazoa, Chordata, Mammalia, Artiodactyla, Hippopotamidae. The transcript is spliced from 3 exons. Gene Ontology annotation, molecular function: clathrin binding.
CAACAUGCAAGACCAGCGGGAGCCGGGGCCAGCACCUGGCCAGAUGCCCCCUCUCUGCGCGUUUCUCAGUGACCUCGCAGGGCAAGCAGGCGGGGUUUCCCUCUGCCGGAUUUCGAAAGACAGCUGUGCGGGCUCGGCACCUGGGGGACAGAGCGGUGACGCUGUGGAGUGGGCGAGGCCCGGCUCCCCCCUUCCCCCGCCGGAUGGGGAUGGCGAAGCCAGGAUCUCUGGGCGCAGCGGCGAGGGCGAGGGCCCGUCUGCCUGCACUGCCGGUGGUCCAGACCCAGGGGAGCAGAGCGGCGCCUGGGGGGAGUUUGAAGCCUUUCGGGAAUCUUCAGCCGGGUGUGAACAAUUCUCUCAGUCCUUUAAGCUCUCGGAGAGGCCCACAGAACCUCAGCUGCCUGGAACUACUUCUGCCCAAAUGGAGCGUGGUUCUUGCCAGCCUCACCAGGGCGGACCUGGGGUGACAGGAACCGGCGCCGUCGCACCUUCUGAGCCCAUUGUCAGCUAUGAGAACAUUUUUAGGUUUGCUUUUCAAGAAGUACCAGUCCUGCAGGCAACUGAAGAUGUUUCCGCCUUAGACCAUUUCCUAGAAACAAGCAAUGAAGAAAAACCUGACCUUGAGUCUGUGCAUAGACUGUGUUCUGAAUCUAGAAAACUCUGGAGAGCUCUUCAGAACACCGGGACCACAACGACUUCCCGAUGCCUCUGGAGCGAGUCCCACUGCCGGGAGAACUUCCUUCCUGUUCUCGGAAUAGACGCGGCUCAGAAGGUGAACGAGCUGGGUGGAAGCGGGCUCCUGGGGGCCGGCUGGACCCCGCCGCAUCCUUGCCAGCCACCCUGCGCGCCGCACGCCGGGCGAGGGGCGGGGGCGCCCCGGCAGCCAGGAGGCCGCUUUCUCAGGGUGCGGAGGGCGAGACAGGGCGCCCUCGUCUGGCUCCGGCAGCUCCUCGACGGCGGUCAGGCGCAGCCCUGCCCCGGGUGCCUGGCGGAGGAGGCGCCCUGGCAGCGCGCCCCGCGGUAGCAGCCUCCCGGGUCGCGCGGGCCCAGGGCGCCGGGCUCGCAGGGACAGGAGUGUCCGCACCACAGGCGUUGCUGGAGGCGGUGGGCCGGGGGCCGUGGUCAUCGUGAGGGCAGCGGGUGGGGGAGGCGUGGGGUCUGCUGCCAGGGGGGCCCCUCGCGCUUGAGGAGGCAGCCAGCAAAGCCGGCGCGGAGAGGUGGCCGGGGAGAGGCUCGGGAAGGCCGCGGCCCAACCUACAGCCACCCGGCUCUUGCGCCAUCAAAGAAAAUGCAAAUUGUAAGGAGGGUCGUCUUUCAGGAGCCAAGGAGGCAACGACCUUUUUCGAUUUUUAAGUGCUGAGGGAAUUUUAAGAAGUGGGAAACACAGAAGGGGCCAGCCAGGCAGGCCCCGGGGGGCACGGGGGCGCGGCGACGGUGGCCACACCGGGCUGGAAGGGGCUGCGGGGCCGGAUGAGGCUGCCUGGCCGGCGGGUGCGUCCGCCCGAGGGAAGCAGCGGGGCCGCGGGAGCGGGGUGGGCGGCGGGCAGCCCCCGGCGCAGGCCCGGGGGAAGCAGGGGGAAGCGGGCAGAAGGCCCCUUUCCUCUCUCCCCGGCCUGGCCGGGAGCACGGCGAGGCCCGCGCCGUCCUGCAGCCCCCCGCGCGCCCCGCCGCCAGGGACCUGCGCGCGGCCCGGGGGUGGAGCGCGGCCGCCCCGGCGAGAAGGCGGGGCGCACGGGCGGGGCCCGGGGGGCACGCGCGCCCCUCUGCCCGGGGAAGGCUCCGCGAGGCAGGGGCUGGGCCCUUCCAGACACACGCGGCGGGCGCCUCCUGCAGCGACGAGACGGAAGCGGC